Lolium perenne is the source of this 1699-nucleotide messenger RNA. Lineage: Eukaryota; Viridiplantae; Streptophyta; Magnoliopsida; Poales; Poaceae. The record is from RefSeq and is a predicted model, not a curated record.
CAGUUCCCCUCUUCGCCCGAUCAGCGCCGCCGCCCCUCGCUGAAGCACACACCAAGCAAGGACGGAGCCACCUCGUUCUCGUUCUCGUUCUCGCUGCUACUUUGGUGCCCUGCCGCCAAGUUCAGGAAACAUGGAAGACAAGCUUCAAAAUCUCAACAUAACCUCAGAUGUGCCCGGAAAGAUGGACGACACCAAGGUGGAAACAGACCCCGAUGCCAUAUUUGAAGGGGACUAUCUAGAUGAUGAUGAGGACCUGGAGCCUGAAGUAACCAUAGGUUUCUUGGAGAAACCAAAGGAACGGCAUUCUCUCCUCCCCCAACACUUCCCCAGUAAAGCUGGCGGUGCCCCGGCCUGGCUCGAUCCUGUCAAUCUGCCAUCUGGAAAAUCCAGUUGCUGCGACUUCUGUGGUGACCCUCUGCGUUUUGUCCUGCAGCUCUACGUACCAGAUGGGUGGAAGGAGACGACCUACCACCGUGCAUUCUUUGUGUUCAUGUGUCCAUCCAUGUCAUGCUUACAACUAGACCAGCGUGAGCAGGGGAAGGACAGGGCAGAAAAUCCUAGAAGGAGUGUGAAGGUCUUCAGGUGCCAGCUGCCCAGGAUUAAUGCAUUUUAUGCAGCUGAAGAGCCUAAGGGGUGCAUGGGAUCACAAUGUUCAGGAGCAUUCCGUGCUCAGCUUUGCGAUUGGUGUGGUACAUGGAAAGGUAAAAUUUUGUGCAGCCACUGUAGGGAAGCAAGCUACUGUUCUAGGAAGCAUCAGGAAUUGCAUUGGCGCACUAGUCACGAGAACGACUGCUGUCAAAUACCAGGUUCACCUGAUGCUUCUAUUCUGCCAGACGCAGGGAAAGUAUUUCCUUGGCACGCGUGGCCUGAAUAUGUGAUGGAUCAUGAACCCGAGCUUCCAUGUUUGACUAGUUCUGUCAAGGAUAAUUCAAAACUGAUGGUGGUAGAAGAAGUCGAACCAGAUGCCAUGGUGCAGUUAUUCAUGGAUCAUUUUGAGGCUGAUGAUGACAAUACAUUCUGGGCAUCUUUCACAGACCGUGUUUCAAGACAGCCUCAAGUCUUGAGGUACUGUGCGGAAAAAGGGGCAAAACCUCUUUGGGCAGUAUCAACUGGGUCUCUGACUGAUACCCCUUUGUGCAUCUAUUGUAAUGGCCCACUUGGCUAUGAAUUUCAGCUAAUGUCUCAACUGCUCUAUUACUUCCGUGUGGAAAAUGAACGAGACCCCGUUGACUGGGCAACAAUAGUUGUGUACACAUGUCGAGAAUCAUGUGAUAAAAGUGUUAGCUACAAGGAAGAAUAUGUACGUGUUCAGUUCUCUCCACCUACAAGGAGAACGUAUCGCAGUACUCCUUAGCCAGCAGGUGUUGAGCGCUUCAUCUCUUGGAGAUAUGAAUCGUGGAAGGAUGCUCAGAAUAGAAGGCAGUGUGUUCACCAAACUUUUGUAACUGCCAUAUACGUGGAGUUAUUGCCUGAUAUGGACGGUUAUCUGCAUGACUGCAUAGCCAUAUAAUUAGUCCAUGCUUUUUUUGUGUUGCUGUUUUGAGGAGGAAAAGGAAGUUUGUUUUAUUCAUUCAUCAAGUUCAAAGGGAAACAUCAGGCGUAUCUAAAAACUAGACAUGAUGGCAUACAUGCAGGGAAACAGGUGCCUUUUACAAGUUAAUGUGCAUCCCGGUUCGACUCCAUAUUUUAACUUAUCAAA